AUGGAUAAUUUGAUCAACAGGUGGAAGUAAACUGUAGAAAAUCAUAAUAGAAAGCUCUCCUAAAUGAGAGAAGAGUCAUUAGGCAGAUCUGUAUCUAAAGAUAGAUCUAUGUUUAUUUCAAGCAACGCUUUAAAUUAGUCAUAGUCAACUAAACACAUUCCAUAAACCGAAUUCAAGAAUUAAAAGGACCUCGAUGUUUCAAUAGAAAAGAGUAAUAGACAUUCCCCUAUUAGAACAAACCUUAGUUUUACUCAAAAAGAGAACAAGCCUCCUAAAGUGAACUAUGAAAAACUAUAAAAUCGUGAAGAUGAAGACUUCGUUUCUUAGUAUAUAGACUAAAUCAUUGCUUUAUUCCCUGAAACCAAAUUGAAAUCGAAAAAGAGCUAGAAAAUUAUAGAUUUGAUUCUCAAUCACUAUUCUCAGAGAUUUAAAUAAUUAAAUCAAACUAGGAAGGAAAUUAAAGCUCGAGAUUAAGAUAAACGUGAAAAUGCACAUGCAAAUGAAGCUAUUACUAAAAAGCUCAGUGAAUUAGAGCAAAAGUUGCAGGAAAGUGAAAGAGAAAGACAUAAAGCGAGAUAGGAGAGAGAUGACCUUUUAAGAUAGCAUUAGUAAAUGGCUAGAGAUCAAGAUAACAAAAGUGAAUAGCACCAAAUAAUGAGUAUGCUGAGGAGGACACAGGAAACAUUGGAAAUAGCGAAUCAGAAGUUAGAGUAAAUGUUUAUGGACAAUAAAAAACGAUUCAAGGAAAAGGAAGAACUGUGGGAUUCAGAAAUGGCUUAACUCAAAUAAGAUAUACAGCUGUUUGAAGUAAAAAGAAAAUGA
Molecule: messenger RNA, 822 nt
Organism: Stylonychia lemnae
Lineage: Eukaryota; Ciliophora; Spirotrichea; Sporadotrichida; Oxytrichidae
Source: the annotation of a GenBank genome assembly